CGCCGGACACUUUAUGUGGUUGCACACAGAUGGAGAGCACCAGUUCGGCUCUUUGGAUAUAAACUGUAUUUUUUAUCGAAAACUGCAGGGCAGCAAUGGAGCCUGAGACCAAGCGGUGGAAAGGGUCAAAGWGUGACGGGAAGGGGUCAGAGUGCGAUGACGAUUCCUGGGUGGCCUUCCCCGUCCUGUCAGACGAGCAGUCAGCAGACGUGGAGCUGGUGGAGGCGUUCGCCGCGCCCAUCGUCAACAGGAAGGCGACGUCUCGGCUCGUCAGGGAGCUGAACGGCGUCUACCCGCUGACCGGCCUGCAGCACGUGAAGCGGGUCCGGGCCUGCCGGGCCGAGGACAGUCCCCACCCUCUGGAGGUCCUGCUGUGCCUGCUGAGYGACGUGCCGAACCCGGCGGACGCCAGCAUUCCGUCUCUGCUGCCCGCAGGCAGCUGGGAGGGGCUGGGAGAGCCGUUUGUGGUGAAGGUCCCAGCGCGACCCCCGCUGACCCGGCCGCAGUUCGAGCUGGCGAGCCGCCGYUGGCCCACGACCUUCCAUGAAGACAAGCAGGUGACGGUGGCGCUGCGAGGGGAACUGUUCGGCCCCCAACAGAGAGCCCUGAUGCACACCUUCAUGGCGUCCGCCGUGGCCGCCGCCAGAGCUGCGGCGCAGCUGGGGAUGGAGGCGGUGGGCGCGGCGGUGGUYGACCCUGAGACGCAGCGGGUCGUCGCCGUYGGCCACGACCGGCGAGGCGAGCACCCGCUGCAGCACGCCGUCAUGGUCUGCAUCGACCUGGUGGCGCGGAGCCAGGGAGGCGGCUGCUACCGCCACGACAGGUACGCCGCCUGCCGCUUCGCCCCUACAGACCCCCAACCAGAGGGGGGCGCUGUGCCGUACAUCUGCAGCGGGUACGACCUAUACGUCACCAGGGAGCCCUGCGUCAUGUGCGCCAUGGCGCUGGUGCACUCGCGCAUCGGCCGGGUUUUCUACGGCGCCGCCACCGCUGACGGAGCUCUGGGGACGAGAUUCAAGAUCCACACGCAGAAAGACCUGAACCACCGCUUCCAGGUGUACAGGGGGGUCCUGAGGAGGCAGUGUGAGGAUCUGACCAGCAGGGGGCGCAAAACACCUGAACCACCGCUUCUUGGUUAGCAUACUGGGGACGCAGUGUCAGGACYUGACCACCAGGGGGCGUGUGUGACUUGACAACAGCAUGCGGAUGUUUCUGUGCUGAAACUAGAAGAAGAAAUUUCAUUUUCUACAAGAUCUUUUAUUUUGAAUAAAGAUUUAAUCUUUUGAUCCUGUUUAGGUCCAGUCUGGACGCCAUUUUGAUUUCAGAAUAUUUAGGCAUUAUCAUAUAAAAAGCUACAGGAGUCAAGUUUAAAGACCAAACACAAAUAUGGCCAGAAGUAAGUGCACCCUUUAACAYUGGUUGUAUGGUCCUUUGAAUUUUAUGAAGUUCUAAAACAUCUUAAAUAUAACCUUAAAAACACAAGAAUAAACAGAUAUUUACUGAAAAAAAAGUUAAUGGGACGGUAACAGCCAGAUUCUGAUGAUGAUUGGAUGAAUUUGAUCAUCCAAUCAUCAUCAAUGGCUCUUUAGAAAAACACCAGAGUGGAAAGACAUCAGAAAUUACUUUAGAUCAGUAAUCUAAAGUGAUGCUGCCCAACAACCUGGGAUGGGUUCAAGGGUCAUCUCCAGACAAGAUUAUUUGAUUAAAGACAAAAAGAUUUUAAAAAAAGUAAAAGAUUAUUGAAAAACAAAAAAUGUCAACUGGUUCUGAUCCAAAACAUGUAAUAAAAACUGAAUAUUCCUUAAUAAUGAAGCCAUUGACGCCCUCAGUCUUUCCCCUUCGGUCCACUUGACGAAAUGACAAAAAACUCAGACUGGGUCCUCUUGAUAAAGUUCAAUGGUUUACUUGAAAAAUAAAAACGGUACAAAUGUUACUUUUCCACAAAAAUAAUAGAGUAAACAAAAGAGUCUUAAGCGAGAGAGACAGGUCUGAAAACUGUGGCUCUACUCCAACUGCCCAAUCAGUCUCUGGCCACAACCUAAUGUCCUUAACUCCAAUUACAUAUGCAAAUUACAAGAAGAAUUUAGUAUAGUCCAAUAUAACAAAUUAAUAUGCAAGAGAGAUUUAACUAGUGAUCAUUUUUAUCCUAAUAAACAAAUAAAUAUAAACAUAAUUUAUCCUAAAGGUCUGAAUGAACUAAAACUGAAUGUAGGCUUCUACAAAAUCCUUAAAACGGUGUUGAUGAUCACAAACUGAGGCGAGGAGCUGAGGGCAAACAUUUUAUUAAAGAUUAGGAACAGGAAAAAAUCACGUCCAGCUCUGGAGGAACCGAUCAGAACCGGCGGUCCGGGUCUCCAGACAGCAGCUGGGUGACUGUAGUGUUUCCCACAGACAGUAAAUCUCCCUCAGUAAACAGAUAACCAAUCAUACCUUUACACAGGACACGGG
This is a messenger RNA of Poecilia reticulata (guppy), 2448 nucleotides long. Lineage: Eukaryota; Metazoa; Chordata; Actinopteri; Cyprinodontiformes; Poeciliidae. The record is from RefSeq and is a predicted model, not a curated record.